GCUCCCGAUGCUGUGAAGACCCAACCAGUGGACCGAGUCGGAAGGUGGGCCUUCCUCUCCUGCGGCCCCUCCCCUUCCUCACCCUCAGCCAAUCCUAGAUUCAAACCACAGCCCAGUUUCCCAUAGAUACUUUCUUACUGCUUUGGUCCUUCAAGAUCACAUAGUUCCAUCAUGGUAAACAAAACUCAGAUUGUUGCAUAGUAAGAAAAAGCUGUGAGAGAGAAAAAGCUGUGAGAGAGAAAAAUCCACUAGGCCUAUUUGUUGGUGUUGUUUUGGAGAAAAUAAGUAAGGCAAUAGAUAAAAUUAGAGAGAGUGAAGAGGAAGCGUUGAACACGACUGGUUGAAAGCUAUUUUUGCCGAAGAAAAAAAGCAACGAUUUCUCUUUUUAACACUGUCAUUUCAGUGAUGAGAUUAACAGGCUCAAACAGAAGCUCGCAUGCAAGUGAGGUAACAGAUUGACAUUCUGUCCACGAAUCACACAUACACGCACUUUGACCUACGGAACCCCUGCACACAGGGCUUUUGCGUAAACAAGCACUCCUAACAUAGACGUUUUCUCCUGGAGCCCACCACACUCUCUCCAGUCUCAUGAUGAUGUGUGAGGUGAUGCCCACCAUUUCGGAGGACGGGCGAGGAGGAGGCCCCUCCUCUCCUGGGGUUGGGACUGGGAUUGGAGGCCCUGGUGGGGCCAUGGGGGGAGGGGGCUACGGUGGCCGAGGGGAAUCCAGGGGCGGGGGUGACGAGGGAGGCAGCACAGGGAACCUGGAAUCCCUGAUGGUCAACAUGCUGACCGAGAGGGAGAGGCUGUUGGAGAGCCUGAGGGAGACCCAAGACAGCCUUGGGACGGCCCAGCUACGCCUCAGAGAGCUGGGCCACGAGAAGGACUCCCUCUCGAGACAGCUGUCCAUCGCCCUGCCACAGGAGUUUGCUGUGCUGACUAAGGAGCUGAAUGUUUGCCGGGAGCAGCUACUGGAGAGGGAAGAGGAGAUUGCUGAGCUCAAGGCGGAGAGAAACAACACACGUUUGCUACUAGAGCACCUGGAGUGUCUUGUGUCUCGUCACGAGCGCAGUCUGAGGAUGACGGUGGUGAAGAGGCAGGCCCAGUCCCCGGCGGGGGUCUCCAGUGAAGUGGAGGUCCUCAAGGCCCUCAAGUCCCUGUUUGAGCACCACAAGGCUUUGGAUGAGAAGGUUCGAGAGCGACUCCGUGUGGCCCUUGAGAGAGUGACCCUUUUGGAGGAUCAACUACAAGCGUCCGCUCAAGAGGUGAUCUCUUUAAGAGACCAAAUUAAAAGACGACAACAAGGGUUGGACGGCGGGAAAGACCGCCUACCCAAUGGACCCUCCUCUGGAUUGGACGACGGUGAGAUCGACAGACAGAGAGAAACGGAGAUAGAGCGACAGAGAGCCGAGCUCUCCCAGCUGAAAGAAAGAUUGGCCCUUAUGUGUCGACAGGUUGGGGAAAUAGAGGAACAGCUUGCAGCCGCCAGGAGGGAAGUGACGAAGUCGGAGGAGGCCAAUCAGAAGCUCCAGAGGGAUGUGAAGGAGGCUCUGUGCCAAAGGGAGGAUAUGGAGGAGAGGAUCACUACAUUAGAGCGCAGGUACCUCAGUGCUCAGAGGGAAGCAACCUCUCUACAUGACGUCAAAGACAAGCUGGAGAAUGAGCUGGCCAGCAAGGAGUCACUGCACAGACAGAGUGAGGAGAAGAACAGGCAGCUCCAGGAGCGUCUGGAUGACGCCAAGCAGAAGCUCCAGCAGACCCUGCAGAGGGCCGAGACACUGCCCGAGAUCGAGGCCCAGCUCGCCCAGAGAGUGGCUGCCCUCAACAAGGCAGAGGAGCGCCAUGGGAACUUUGAGGAGCGACUACGACAGAUGGAGGCACAACUUGAAGAGAAAAAUCAGGCAUUGCAGAGGGCAAGGCAGAGAGAGAAAAUGAACGACGAACACAACAAACGCCUCUCGGACACGGUGGACAAGCUACUGUCCGAGUCCAACGAGAGACUGCAGCUUCACCUCAAAGAGAGAAUGGCUGCCCUCGAGGAGAAGAAUUCCCUGUCAGAGGAGCUCGCAAACAUGAAGAAAAUCCAAGAUGAUCUGCUAGCGAACAAGGACCAGCUCAUAGCUGAGCUGGAGAGGAUUCAGCUGGAGCUGGAUCAACUGAGGGGCAGGCCUGGCUCUUCCUAUUCCAGGUUAGCCACAAUGGAGCUUCAAGGAUCUCUUCCAGGGAGUGCCUCAGAGCUCCGUUACCCCCAGGGUGGUGGCUCCCUCCCAGCCGGCUACGGCAGCUCCUCCAGUGGCGUGGUGGUCCGGAGGGCACACCGCGGCCGAUGGGCUCCCCCCAGGGAUGACAGCAACAAGUAUGGAGAGUGGGACAGUGGCAACAUGCUGGGUCCCGGGUUCGAGGGGGGAGUCGAGGGGGGCUGCUCAGAUGACGAGGACGACAGGGAGACCCUGUUUGGCUCGGAGCUGCUCUCGCCCAGCGGACAGACAGACGUGCAGACCCUUGCCAUUAUGCUGCAGGAGCAACUGGAGGCCAUCAACAAGGAGAUCAAGCUGAUCCAGGAGGAGAAGGAGAGCACUGAGCUGAGGGCGGAGGAGAUCGAGAGCCGGGUGAGCAGCGUGGCUCUGGACUCCUCUCCUCUCCCCCCCUCCUCACUGGGUGGGGGCAGGGACAGCGUGGGGAGGGGCUACAUGACCCCCUCCCUCACCUCCUCCACCCUGGCCUCCCCUUCACCCCCCAGCUCUGGACAUUCCACCCCCCGACUGCCACAUUCCCCUGCCAGAGAAUCAGACAGACAGAACAGCAAAGAGGGCGACGACUGCCGGGCACUAGCCUUGAUUGACUCCACCCCUCCUCCGGUUCCUCGUGCUCUGCGAUUGGAUAGAAUGACUCACACACACCCAGGGGCUGGGCUGGAUGAUCACCGCGAAUUCCGCAGUAGUCAGGACUCUCUCCACAAAGCCAGCAAGAAGAAGAGCAUCAAGUCCUCCAUUGGACGCCUGUUUGGGAAGAAGGAGAAGGGGAGGAUCGGAGGACCUGGGAGUCAGUCUGCCUCUCUGGCCUCCACACCUUCCGAUGACCUGGGCUCAGCUGACCCCCUGGGCCUGGCCAAGAUGGGAACUGGCACCGUGGAGAAAGAUCGCCGCAGCAAGAAGAAGCACGACCUGCUAGAAGAAGCUUGUCGCCAGGGUCUUCCCUUCGCUUCAUGGGAUGGCCCCACGGUGGUUACAUGGCUUGAGUUGUGGGUGGGCAUGCCCGCCUGGUAUGUGGCAGCAUGUCGUGCCAAUGUGAAGAGCGGUGCCAUCAUGGCCAACCUGUCGGACACAGAGAUCCAGCGGGAGAUUGGCAUCAGUAACCCCCUGCACCGCCUGAAACUGCGCCUGGCCAUCCAGGAGAUGGUGUCCCUCACCAGCCCCUCGGCACCGGCCAGCACACGCUCCUCGACGAGUGAUAUAUGGAUGACUCAUGCCGAAAUGGAGUCACUGACCGCUGCCAUAAAACCAGAAGUGAAGGAGUUCAGCUGGGACCAGAUCCUUGCCUAUGGGGACAUGAACCAUGAGUGGGUAGGGAAUGAGUGGCUUCCCAGCCUGGGUUUGCCCCAGUACCGCUCCUACUUCAUGGAGUCCCUGGUGGACGCUCGCAUGCUGGACCACCUCACCAAGAAGGAGCUGAGGGGACAGCUCAAAAUGGUGGACAGCUUCCACAGGGUAAGUCUGCAUUAUGGCAUCAUGUGCUUGAAGCGUUUGAACUACGACAGGAAGGAGCUUGAAAGGAGGAGGGAUGAGAGCCAACAUCAGAACCAAGAUGUGAUGGUAUGGUCCAAUGAGCGAGUGAUGUGUUGGGUCCAGGCCAUUGGGCUAAAGGAGUUUGCAGAUAACCUCACAGAGAGUGGGGUACAUGGGGCCCUCCUAGCCCUGGAUGACACGUUUGACUACACUGACCUUGCCCUGCUCCUCCAGAUACCCAAUCAGAACACACAGGCGAGGCAGAUGCUGGAGAAGGAGUACAAUGCCCUCAUCUCCAUGGGAACUGAGAGAAGACCAGAUGAGGACGGCACUAAGACGUUCACACGCUCGCCCUCGUGGAGGAAGAUGUUCAGAGAGAAGGACCUCCGGGGCGUGACCUCUGACUCCUCAGAAACAUUACCCGCCAACUUCCGUGCCUCCGCCAUCUCCACGCCCUCCGUCACCCUGAGGAAAGUCCAGAGUGAAGUGAACUCUGGGCCCAGGGGUGAGUCGGGGUCAGUGAGAACAUAUUCCUGCUAGAGAUAAGCACAUCAGAGAGUCACCCCCCCCCAAAAAAAAACGUUUUUGAAGAAAAAAAGAUGAAGAUCAUCAACAAAAUGGAGAAUAGAACACAAACAAAAAAGAAUUCCACUGGAAUCCUUGAAGAAACAAGGGCAAUGUGAGAGAAUGAAAAGAUACUCAAAUAGAGUGAAUGUCUGUCUGUCCAUUUCUCUCUCUCUCUCUCUCUCUCUCUCUCUCUCUCUCUCUCUCUCUCUCCACCUCUCUCUCUCUCUCUCUCCCCCUCUCUCUCUCUCUCUCUCUCUCUCUCUCUCUCUCUCUCUCUCUCUCUCUCCCUCCGUCUUAGUCCACAGUUGUGGCAUGAAGCUGUUUGAUGCUGUAAAAAAUGACUCCCAUCGCCCAGUGUGAAGUUCUUCUUCCCUGUGUGAAAUGGGAAAAUUGACACAAUGACUCUUAUUUUUUUUCAUUGGGAUGUAAAACUGCAUUUCCAUUUGGAUCAACAGAAUGAUGACCCUGAUAGAACGUUUCUUUGAUUUGAAUUGUCGAUAGAACAUGCAUACCCUAUCUCAGUAACUUGGUAUUAGGAUUUUGUUUCUCAACCUUUUUCUACCGUGGACAGGCGAGCUAAGGUAUUUCCUUUACUCAGGACCCACAAGCUAUGGUCCUUCUCUUUUGGGGAAGCACUUACAUUAAAACUAGCAUUUGAGUACUCACUAGGGUCAGGUACGGCUAAACAUCUGAGGGAUCGGUGAGAAUCACCAUAGGGACUGCUGUCGGUCCAGGGACCAGAGGUUGAGAAACAAUGUACUGUAUGAAGACAGAGUCAUAAGGGUUAUAAAGUGUUAUGAAGGGAGAGUAUGCGAGGGAAUGAGGGAAUGGAUUCGUAUGUUCUUAAGCCAUAACAGACACCAUGAGAUGAGAAGGACCUUGGACAAUUGAAGUGAAGUGCAUUAUGACAAAAUCCUGUUAAAAAAAGAAAGAGAAAAGAAUUGAACGUUUGUGUUAAUAUGCAUGCCAAAACAAAAACAUAGAGUGAGAGUAAUGAAAUCAAUCAUCUAAUGACGUGAAAACUUGGGUAAGGAAUUUGUAAAAUGGGUGUAUUUUAUUUUUUAUCAUUUUUAAAAAAUGAUAACCUCUAUUGUAUGUAGGUAGGUAAGUGUGUGUGUGUGUGUGUGUGUGUGUGUGUGUGUGUGUGUGUGUGUGUGUGUGUGUGUGUGUGUGUGUGUGUGUGUGUAGUAUGUAUGUGUGUGUACAGUAUGUAUGUAUACAUGGUAUUUUAAUUUCAUACUUAGUUAAGAUUGACUGUAAUUUCAUUUUAGGUUGAAAAGUAAAUACGUUUCAAAUUAUGGACAUUAAGAUAUACUACUUGUAUGUGUACAUUUUGAAAACAAAUUGUGUUAUGAUUUAAACUAAUAUCAAUUAUGAAGAGUAGUGAGGAUAAUUAAAUAUAAUAUGAUAACAAUAAUGAUAAUGAUUGUAAAAGCUGUAAUUAAAAAAGACCUGU
Oncorhynchus nerka (sockeye salmon) is the source of this 5746-nucleotide messenger RNA. RefSeq names its product liprin-alpha-3-like. The coding region runs from base 589 to 4263 and encodes 1224 amino acids. Gene Ontology annotation, cellular component: presynaptic active zone. The record is from RefSeq and is a predicted model, not a curated record. The transcript is spliced from 30 exons. NCBI's taxonomy places the organism in Eukaryota, Metazoa, Chordata, Actinopteri, Salmoniformes, Salmonidae. Gene Ontology annotation, molecular function: protein binding. Gene Ontology annotation, biological process: synapse organization.